GCAUUAUUGUUAACCUCUCCUGCUGCUUUACCAUCUUGUACAUCACUGCUUCCUCUGACGCACAUGGAAGGCUAAUUUCAAACUAGCUUAGCUUAAACUCCUAGCUAGCGUUAGCUGUUUUUAACUGAGAUCAAAGAUCUUCUUCACAAGACCUGGCCAAGAAUAGCAGCAAGUAAAAAAAACUAAAGCAGACAGACAAAUAUGGUGGAGUGAAAAGUACAAUACCGAUAUUUCCUUCUGAGUGGAGUUUAAGUAAAGAGGAGCGUAACAUGGAAAUAUCACCCUUUUCUUCAGUGGUUACUACGGACAACGCCUAUCGUAAACUCGCCUCCCCCAAUCACAGACGGGGAUAUUGCAAACGAGCCAAUCAGAGAGGAGGUUUGUCGUUCCAAACAACCGUCCGCUCCAAAGCAGACAGACGUCGAGAUUUAUCUUGGAAACAUGUAGCUGCUAACUUAGCACGGAUGAAAACCCGGGAUUCACCUCCGCCGCCGGUUCACGUCCAUGUACCGGACAGCACUCCUGUACAUGUUCAUAUGAGGAGGAGUCCGAGCAAGACCCCACAGUAUAGGACAAAAGAUGCUAUGGUGAGGGGAGAUGGAGGGAGGCCAAAGGUCCGGACGCCGUGGAUUCCUCCAGGAAGACUGUCCUGCAGAUGGGAUGUGGGCUCGUACAAGUGCCAGGAUCAGAGAAGCAGAGUGGAGCAUCGAUCAGAAAGUGGAAUGGGACAUCAGUGUGAUGAAGAGGAGCAGGAAGAAGAGCUCGCUGGAGUAUCCAAAAACCUCAGUGUCCUCCUCAGAGAGCAAGAGAGCAUUCGUCAUUUAAAGAAUUUGGAUUCUAGGAGUCAACACCGAGAGACAGACGUGCUCCUGAGGGCGCUCGUAGAAGCAGAAAUCGACGGUGUAGCAGUAGCUAAUCAGCUGACAGCCCUGAAGGAAACUACCGACAGCUUCGCUAAGGACAAGAGGCUGUCAAAGUUGCACGCGGUUUCACUUCGGCGGAAGCAGGAGUUGUUGCUAGAGAAGAUCGAGAUGUUUGACAACACAAAUCGCAGCCUUCGAGAGCUCCUCAGAGAGAGGAGUGAAUACGAGAGAGAAUCAUUUGAGUGGUCAGAACAGAAAGAUGCCUUAAGGAAGAAAUUGACUGACAGCGAAGCAGAGAACAAUCGACUUUUGGUCAAACUCGCCAACAGGGAGAAAGAGGCUUUUAAGCUGGCUGAGCAUUUGGACUUUGAAAAGGACAAUGUGAAGCAGACGGAGGAGCUUUCAAGAAUCCUGCAGUCGACCCGCGGCCAUCUGGAAUCUGAGCUGAACAGAACAGAAGCUGAAAAGGUCCAUCUGGCUGCUCAGAUCCAGAGGAUGCAGCAGAGCCACGAGCAGCAGCAGGAGGAGCUGCUGGCUCUGCAGGAGGAGCUGCAGGCUCUGAGGCAGCGGAGAGAGGAGGAGGAAAAGGAGCACGGGCGGCAAGACCAGGAGGCGUUAGCCCUGCUGACCCAGCAGGCUGAGCGAGCCGAGCAGUCUGCCAGGCAGCUCGAGGAAAAGCUGCAGGAGAAGGAAGCCCAGUUGGCUCAAGCUCUGUCCACAUCCAGUGACUGGUGCCUCCGCCACUCUAAAGAGGGAGCCGCUAAAGGACAGCUGGAGGAGGACAUUUCUGCUCUCAAAGGUCAGGUGACAGAGCUGAACUCUCAGCGUCAUUCGGCGGAGGAGAGGAGUCGGGCGGAGAGGGAGGAGCUCAGGGAUCAGCUUCAUCACCUCAGCGCUGAAAGCACCUCCACCAAGCUGGACAACCAAAGACUCAAGAGUCAGGUGACAUCGUCUGAGGAGAAGCUCGCAGGUCUGCAGUCUGAAGCCCGUCGGAUGAAAUCGUCAAUCAAGAAGCACGAAAACCUGGUGGAGAAAUACAAGAAAAAGGUCCAGCAGGUUCGUCUGGAAUCGGAGGAGUGCUGCCUGAAGCUGGAGCUGACACAGAAGGAGGCGCGGGAGGUGAACGUGAGCCUGGAGAGGGAGACGGAGCAGGUGAGGAGGGAGCUGCUGGGCCGGAUCAGAGAGCUCGAGACGCUGCCCGACAGACUGAGGAGGACGGAGAAGCAGCUCAGAGACGCCCAGCAGGAGGCCGACGCCCACCAGAGGAGGAACAUGGAGCACAACUCCGCCCUCUCUGAAGUCAGACACAAGGUGGAACAGCAAGGCACUCAGCUGGAGACGGUCCAGCAGAGGAACCUGCUGCUGCAGGAGGAGAACAACGUCCUCAAAGAGAAAAUUCACAACUUGGAGCGGAGGCUGGAGGACUUGAAGGUAGAAAACAAAGAGAUGUCUCAGGCUCUCCCGUCAAAGGAAGCUAGUAUCCGCAGCGUUCAGCAGCAGCUGGAGGAGAAGACCCACGAGUGCAGCGUCCUGUCCAGACAGCUGCAACAAACUCUGGACGACGCACAGAGACAGGUGGACGACAGCAUGCAGAGGGUUUUGGCCAAAGAGAGAGUGUCUCAGUCUAAAGCCUUAGACCUGCAGAGCCAGCUGAGCCGAGCCAAAACAGAGCAGAGUCAGUUACAGCGAAGUAAGGAGGAGAUGGAGCGUCGUUUCCAGAGUCAGCAGAAGAACAUGAAGGACAGACUGGAGCAGUCGGACUCUACAAACCGCAGUCUGCAAAACUAUGUUCAUUUUCUCAAAACCUCAUAUGGAAACGUGUUUGGUGACUCUCUACUUGCAAGCUGACUGCACAAACCUGACCAGCAUUCAUCCACUCCCACAGCAUUGUAGUAAAACUAAAUGACAUUUGAUUACUAUUUUUGAAUCGAGAGUUCUAUGAAAUUAAUAAAAACGUUUUAAAAUUAAA
This is a messenger RNA of Cottoperca gobio, 2832 nucleotides long. Its product is annotated as outer dense fiber protein 2-like. NCBI's taxonomy places the organism in Eukaryota, Metazoa, Chordata, Actinopteri, Perciformes, Bovichtidae. The transcript is spliced from 19 exons. The record is from RefSeq and is a predicted model, not a curated record. Gene Ontology annotation, cellular component: centrosome. Bases 270 to 2711 code for a protein of 813 amino acids. Gene Ontology annotation, biological process: regulation of cilium assembly.